AUGGCAUCUAAAUUUCCUUAAAAAGUAAAAAAUCUUUUAGAAUUGAAGGACAAAUAUAAAGCAUUCUUUUUCGAUAUGGAUGGCGUUUAUUGGAAUGGCUCUCAUAAAAUAUAAAAUGCUAUUGACACUUACUAGCAGUUAAAAAAAGAAGGAAAGUAAUGCUUCUUCAUUACUAACAAUAGCAGUAGAUCAAGAAAGACUUAUGUUGAAAAAUUGAGAGCUUUAGGAGUCGAAACAGAGGAAGAAAGGGUUUUUGCAGCUUCAAGUAUUGCAGCAUAUUAUAUAAAGAACAAUCUACCAAAUGUAAAGAAGUGCUAUGUUGUAGGUAUGAAGGGAAUUUGUGAAGAAUUAGCUAACUAUGGUAUUGAUUAUAUAUGGAGUAAUGAGCAUCACAACUAAAGCAAAGAAAUGACUGCUGAUGAGUUUGAAAAUCUUAAGCUUGACAGCGAAGUUGGUGCUGUUGUAGUAGGCAUAAAUUAUGAAUUUAAUUAUGCAAUGAUGGCCUAUGCUAGCAGCUACAUUCAAAAUGGUGCUAAGUUUAUCGCCACUAACGAAGAUAAAUAUAUUAUGGCUGGAGGUAAGAAAAUGCCUGGUGGUGGUACUAUAGUUAAUGCAAUUGCUUUUGGGUGUGACACAAGACCAUUAAUAACAGGAAAACCCAAUAGCUUUGUGGUAGACUUAUUAUGUAACCAAUACAAUAUCAAUAAAUCAGAAGCUAUCAUGAUCGGUGAUAAUUUAGAUACUGAUAUUGCUUUAGGCUAAAAUGCUGGAUUAGACACACUUCUAGUCAUGACAGGUGUAACUGAUGAAAAUCUAUUAAAAAAAACAGUAGAAGAAGGCUUGUUUGUUCCUACUUAUUAUGCUGAUAGUGCUUGA
Messenger RNA from Tetrahymena thermophila SB210, 876 nucleotides. RefSeq names its product haloacid dehalogenase-like hydrolase family protein. Lineage: Eukaryota; Ciliophora; Oligohymenophorea; Hymenostomatida; Tetrahymenidae. The transcript is spliced from 3 exons. Gene Ontology annotation, molecular function: phosphatase activity. The record is from RefSeq and is a predicted model, not a curated record.